This is a messenger RNA of Diabrotica virgifera virgifera (western corn rootworm), 772 nucleotides long. RefSeq lists its product as uncharacterized. The record is from RefSeq and is a predicted model, not a curated record. The transcript has 3 exons. NCBI's taxonomy places the organism in Eukaryota, Metazoa, Arthropoda, Insecta, Coleoptera, Chrysomelidae. Bases 244 to 657 code for a protein of 137 amino acids.
GAGUGGCAGUGACUGGAAAUUAUUAUACAACCAAGCAUCGUGCCCAUAGUCAGUUUUGAAAUAAAAUUUGAAAAAUUGGUCAACCAAACGAUUUUUUUUUUAAAUGCGAGAUAACAGGAGCAAGUUAAUGUCAAUAAGAUCAAUACAAUAAUAAUUGUUGCGAGCUAUUUAGAUUAUGUUGACAUCUUGGUAAUUUUGACGACAUUAAUAGUUUCUCUUUCAAAAUUUUUGUUGAUUUAAAUAAUGCGCAAAUUUGGAAUGAUAAAUCCUAGACAUCACCCUGGUGAUGAAGAAGUUGCACUUUCUUUUAAAAGACCUUGCGUUUGCACCACAGAAAACGUAGAUAUAGAGAAAAGUUUUGUCUACGUCGAAGGAACUAAAACUGAUAACAAUAUUUCUGCAAAUUUACCUGAGCUCACUGAAAACGUAUGGUAUGAAAUUCGGCCUCAAAAGUUAUUUUCCAAACAGCCCAUACCUUUGGUGACUUCAAGACAGACUUAUAUAACGAGAGUAUUGCUUGAUGGAAAAUUAACUCACUUGGAAGCUGACGAGGAAGAUGUUGAAGAAGAAAAGAGUACGAUCAAGAAUGUUAGUAUUAACAUUAAAAAGUCUGCUGCAAGAUUCCUUGGAAGAGCAGGAGUUGAUUUUGAUUUUUAGAACAACAGAGAUUUUUGAAAGUUUGUAUGUCGUAUAAUAAUGAAAUAUAAAAAGUGUUGGUAGAACAUUAGGCAAGAAUGUAAAAAUAAAAAUAUACGAUACACUCAAAACAGUU